UCUACUUUCUUCGAAUCAGAUACCAAAAGUAACAGUCUUCACAUUACUAAACCUUUCCAUAUGAGAAACACUCUUUCUCUCUCAUUUUUCUUCCUCUAACAAUCUAAGAAACCCAAAAAGGAAAGAAGAAGAAGAAGAAAGCAGAGGAAAAGGUGGAAGUUUUGGUGUAGUUCAUUUCGUUAAUGGCGAAGCGUGGCGCUGAGGAAAUCACCAACGAAGCGGUACAAGAAAAAGAGGCUCACCCGUAUGCGUUUCAUGUGUCUGGACCUCGAAAUGUGUCUUCUCUUAAUUGGAGAGAGCUUAUAAAUUCUAGUUGGAAGGAUGGAAACUACAAAAGAACAGUAAUUGCUUGUUUUAUACAGGCAGUUUAUCUGCUUGAACUUGACAGACAAGAGAACAGAAGUGAAGAAAAUGCUCUAGCCCCAAAAUGGUGGAUACCCUUUAAAUACAAGCUAGUUCAGACCUUGGUUGAUGAAAGAGAUGGAUCGAUUUUCGGAGCAAUACUAGAAUGGGAUAGGUCUGCUGCCCUUUCUGAGUUAAUCCUCAUCAGACCGAGUGGUGCACCAAGAGCUGUAUUAGCACUCAGAGGAACACUCCUGAAGAGCUUAACAUUCCGAAGAGACAUUGAAGAUGAUCUCCGGUUUUUGGCUUGGGAAAGCUUGAAAGGCUCAAUCAGAUUCAAAGUGGCUUUGGAGGCAUUGAAAUCAGUGGCUGAAAAGUAUGGAAGUAGUAAUGUGUGUGUUGCAGGCCACUCUCUAGGGGCUGGUUUUGCUCUCCAAGUGGGAAAAACAUUAGCCAAAGAAGGAAUAUAUGUAGACACCCAUUUGUUCAAUCCACCUUCUGUUUCACUUGCCAUGAGCUUAAGAAACAUUGGAGAAAAAGCCGGUUUUGUUUGGAAGAGAUUCAAGUCAAUGCUUCCUUCUUCAAUCAGUGAGACUCAAGUCAACAGUGAAGAGGGAGAAACAAGUAAUAAUAAUAGUUGGAAAUGGGUGUCAAAUUUGUAUGGUUUGAAGAACCCGGGCCUGGCUUUGGGGAAAUGGGUACCUCAUUUGUAUGUAAAUAACAGUGACUACAUUUGUUGCUCUUAUACUGACCCUGAUGGAACAACAGAAGAGGAAAACAAGAGCAACAUUGAUAAAGAGAAUUUGAGGCCUAGAACCGGGCAAAUGGCGGCUAAGCUGUUUGUGAUGUCGAAGGGAAACCAGAAGUUUCUUGAAGCACAUGGGUUGGAGCAAUGGUGGUCUGAUGACUUAGAACUUAAUUUGGCUCUUCACAACAGUAAACUCAUAAGCAGGCAGCUGAAAUCCUUGUAUAGUCUUCCAAAUCCAGCUCCACAAACAAACACAGGGAAGCCCUCGCCUAACAAUAAAUAAGAAGGUUUGGCUGUUCUUACAAUUGUUAAAAAUAACUCAUUUUCUCCUCUCUGUGUCUUGUGUCUAUUGUGUGUCUGCAAUUGUUUUACUUUAUUUUUUUUAUUAUUAUUUUAUCUUUCUCUGUUAACGAUGUUUACCUUUCAUCAUCUUGAUAAUGAAUAUAUACAGUAGAUACUUUGCUUAAA
Humulus lupulus (European hop) is the source of this 1558-nucleotide messenger RNA. RefSeq names its product GDSL esterase/lipase At4g10955. Bases 183 to 1373 code for a protein of 396 amino acids. The transcript has 2 exons. The record is from RefSeq and is a predicted model, not a curated record. NCBI's taxonomy places the organism in Eukaryota, Viridiplantae, Streptophyta, Magnoliopsida, Rosales, Cannabaceae.